Carassius carassius (crucian carp) is the source of this 2867-nucleotide messenger RNA. RefSeq names its product WD repeat-containing protein 48-like. The transcript has 19 exons. Lineage: Eukaryota; Metazoa; Chordata; Actinopteri; Cypriniformes; Cyprinidae. Gene Ontology annotation, molecular function: ubiquitin binding. Gene Ontology annotation, biological process: double-strand break repair via homologous recombination; protein deubiquitination. Bases 67 to 2100 code for a protein of 677 amino acids. The record is from RefSeq and is a predicted model, not a curated record.
UCGACAGGCCAACAAACACCGGCUAUCUCCCGGAAGUGACGCAUCCCCUGAUUGUCAACAUGCAAGAUGGCGACGCUUCACAGGCAGAACGCUGCUGGACGGAGGAAAGUCCAGGUUUCCUACGUGAUCAGAGAAGAGGUGGAAAAGUACAAUCGUAACGGUGUGAACGCUCUUCAGCUGGAUCCUGCUCUCAACAGACUCUUCACAGCUGGCCGAGAUUCCAUCAUCAGGAUAUGGAGUGUCAAUCAACACAAACAGGAUCCUUACAUUGCUUCAAUGGAGCAUCACACGGACUGGGUGAAUGACAUCAUCCUCUGUUGUAAUGGAAAAACAUUGAUAUCAGCCUCCUCGGACACCACCGUGAAAGUCUGGAAUGCACACAAAGGGUUCUGCAUGUCCACGUUACGGACACAUAAGGACUACGUCAAAGCUUUAGCAUAUGCAAAGGAAAAGGAGCUGGUGGCAUCAGCCGGUCUGGACAGACAGAUCUUCCUGUGGGACGUGAACACACUUACGGCUCUGACUGCCUCUAAUAAUACAGUCACCACUUCGUCACUGAGUGGAAACAAGGACUCCAUCUACAGUCUGGCCAUGAAUCAGACAGGAACUGUGAUCAUCUCAGGAUCUACAGAGAAGGUCUUGAGGGUUUGGGAUCCACGGACAUGUGCUAAGCUAAUGAAGCUGAAAGGCCACGCUGACAACGUCAAAUCAUUAUUGAUAAACAGAGACGGCACUCAGGCUCUCUCUGGUAGCUCGGAUGGUACGGUACGCUUGUGGUCUCUCGGUCAGCAGCGAUGCAUCGCCACAUACCGAGUCCACGAUGAGGGCGUGUGGGCCCUGCAGGUGAACGAGGCCUUCACGCACAUCUACUCGGGCGGACGUGACCGAAAAAUCUACUGUACGGAUCUGCGUAACCCUGACUUGCGUGUGCUCAUAUGUGAAGAGAAAGCUCCCAUCCUGAAGAUGGAAUUGGACAGAUCAGCUGAUCCUCCUCAAGCAAUCUGGGUGUCCACAACUAAAUCAUUUGUAAACAAAUGGUCUCUAAAGAGCAUGCAGAACUUCAGAGCUUCCGGAGACUACGACCACGACUGUAGUGCCCCUUUAACUCCACUGUGUACACAGCCAGAGCAGGUCAUCAAAGGUGGCACCAGCAUCGUUCAGUGUCAUAUUCUCAAUGAUAAGAGGCACAUACUUACCAAAGACUCCAAUAACAGUGUGGCAUUCUGGGAUGUCCUCAAGGCAUGUAUGGGAGAAGACCUGGGUAAAGUGGACUUUGAUGAAGAAAUUAAAAAGAGGUUCAAGAUGGUCUAUGUGCCGAACUGGUUUUCUGUAGAUCUCAAGACUGGGAUGCUGACUAUCACGUUGGAUGAAAGUGAUUGUUUUGCGGCGUGGGUGGCAGCUAAAGAUGCUUGUUUUACAAGCCCAGACGGCUCUGAUCCAAAGGUGAAUCUGGGUGGGCUGCUCCUGCAGGCUUUGUUAGAGUUCUGGCCCAGAACUCAUAUAAAUCCAGUAGAAGAGGAGGAAAUCGAACUCAACCAUGUGAAUGGUCAACAGGAGAGCCAAAGUCAAAAGGGCAACGGUUACUUCCAGGUUCCUCCUCACACUCCUGUCAUCUUUGGUGAAGCAGGAGGAAGAACGCUGUUUAGGUUAUUGUGUCGCGAUUCUGGAGGAGAGACAGAGUCCAUGUUAUUGAAUGAAACUGUUCCUCAAUGGGUUAUUGAUAUCACUGUAGAUAAAAUCAUGCCAAAAUUCAACAAGAUCCCAUUCUACCUCCAACCUCAUUCAUCAUCUGGGGCCAAAACACUCAAAAAGGACCGAUUGUCCGCUAGUGACAUGCUGCAGGUGCGGAAAGUGAUGGAACACGUCUACGAAAAGAUCAUCAACCUUGACACAGAGUCACAGACCACCAGCUCCUCAGCCAAUGACAAACCAGGAGAGCAGGAGAAAGAGGAAGACGUGGCAGUGAUGGUCGAAGAGAAGAUUGAGCUCAUGUGUUUAGAUCAGCUUUUGGAUCCAAACAUGGACCUCAGGACUGUAAAGCAUUUCAUCUGGAAGAGCGGUGGAGACUUGACCCUUCAUUACAGACAGAAAGCCACGUGAGGAAUCCCCCUGACCUCUGCAUAGACCCUUAUCUCCUUCAACCCGCGUCACUUUAACUUCCAGAAGCAUCCCAGAAUGCCCUGCUGUUCUCAUGUUGAUGGUCACCCAGGAGGAAUGUUUUUUCUCUUUGCAGUGGCUUAAAGAAGAGCCAGCAGAAAGAUCUGAGCGGCAGUUGAAGAAAAAAAGACUAAAGACUGACUGCUAAUUGAUGCAGAUGUUGAGACGUUCUGUGAACUACAACUUCAGUUAUUGUCUGCCUUUAUUUCAUUGAUUUAGUUUUUUCUGUAUGUAUAUAGCUGUUGUGUUUAGCGACGUGUCUUGUCCAGCUUAACACGAGUCAUGAUGAUGAUGAUGAUGAUGAUGCACACACGAGUACUUCCGUUCUCAGACAUCCCAGAGAUGUUUUAACUAGACCUGAUCCAGAUUCAAAAUCAGUUGCUCUUUAGAGCGCUCCGUUUUGCUUUCUUCCAAGUAAACAAUGUAUCUUUAUUUUCUAGAUUUAAUUUUAUUAUAAUUUAUUUGUUGCCAAAUUUGUAUCAGAUAUCAAAAUCGUCUAAUGCGGAACAAGAAGUGCUGUUUCAGCCUGGCUCAUUUUAUUGCAUACGUGUGUGAGAUACUUUCCAAAUGUAUGUUUCUCAUCAGUUUUGUUAGUUCAUUUCUGUGGAUCAGUGCACAUGACCGUGUUACAAUCAUCAAAAAAAUGGCCCUGCCCUUGUCAACUAACUGACAUUUUUGUGAAUAAACGUUGAAACUGUGCAACUGAAAAA